AAAAUUUCAUUCAACUCAAUUUAGUUGCUCUUCCUAGCUCCUAACGUUUAGUUCGUCUAAUCGUCUAAUCGGCCAGUAUUGAAGCUGGUUAUACGUCUAUUUGGUGCGGUGCAGUGAUAUUGUGCAAAUAGCGCGGUUUUAGAAAUAUUCAGAAACUAACGGUUUUGAAAAGUAAAAUUUAAAAAUGAAUACUACGUCGAGCCAACAUCGCGCGCGUGUAAACCCCGCCUCCUCACAUGCUAUCGUCUAUCCGACAACGGAUGUACGCACACCAGCCAUGCAAGGAUCACGCGUCUACCAGGGACUGAAAACAUCAGAGAAUGACGAAAUGGGUUGCGUCGAGAUACUCGCGACAGCAAUUUCCAUCGUCGUCAUGAUACUCACCUUCCCCAUCUCCAUAUUUGUGUGCUUCAAAGUGGUUUCCGAGUAUGAGCGAGCCGUCAUCUUUCGCAUGGGGCGACUGCGCAGUGGUGGCGCUCGCGGCCCCGGAGUUUUCUUCGUAUUACCCUGUGUGGAUGAUUAUUGUAAAGUGGAUCUGCGCACCGUUUCGUUUGAUGUGCCGCCACAGGAGGUGCUCUCCAAGGAUUCCGUGACGGUAACAGUUGAUGCCGUGGUCUAUUAUCGCAUUAGCGAUCCGCUUAAGGCCGUCAUACAGGUGUCUAAUUAUAGUCAUUCAACACGCCUGCUAGCGGCUACAACGCUACGCAAUGUUUUGGGCACACGAAACUUAUCCGAACUAUUGACGGAACGUGAAACUAUUUCGCAUACAAUGCAAGUAUCGUUGGACGAGGCUACCGAUCCGUGGGGUGUGAAGGUGGAACGUGUUGAGAUCAAGGACGUCUCACUACCGACAGCAUUACAACGUGCCAUGGCAGCUGAAGCGGAAGCAGCGCGCGAGGCUCGUGCAAAAGUUAUCGCCGCCGAAGGUGAAAUGAAAUCAUCGCGAGCUUUAAAGGAAGCAUCUGAAAUAAUUUCAGCGAGCCCAUCAGCUUUACAGCUACGUUAUCUACAAACACUGAGCAGCAUCUCCGCCGAAAAGAAUUCAACCAUAAUAUUUCCACUACCAAUGGAAUUGUUAACGCCAUUCUUAGGGCACUGCACAACGAAUCACCUGUGUCGGCAACAUGCUGCACAAGCAACAAGUCAUCAGUGACGUUUACCGUUGGAGGAGUAUCUGAAUGCUCUAAGUUUAUACGAAAUCGAUUACAAACGCAAGCCAAUACAAAAUUGACUGCCACACUUUUCGAACGAAGAAAUUUUGGUAAACAAAAAAAAAAAUGUUUUAAAAUAAUUUUGCCAUAACAAAUAAAUAAAUAAAAUAAAAUAAAAUAAAAAUAAAAUAAAAAUAAAAUAAAAAUAAAAUAAAAAUAAAAUAAAAAAAAAUACCAAAAAAAUACAAAAUACUGCAUUACGAGUCAUACAUUCAUACAUAUACAGGAAAUGUAUAGGAAAUCACGCUCAGGCUAGUAAGAAAACUGCUCUUUAUUUUAAAUAUCUUAUCUUUAUUUUAUUAUACUUUUUAAAAUUAGCAAGACUUAUUAAUUAAUGCUUUCCAUAAGUAAUUAUUCACAAACGUACGUACAAUGCGGUAAAUCAAUAAAAAAAAAUUUAAGAAUUUACCUUGAUGUGGUGCUUUUUUUUUGGAAAUACUAGUCUGUUCUGUUGGUGGCUAGACAGAUUGUGUAAUGGAUACUUUUGUGUUACCCAAUGAUGUUGUUUUUGUUUUGUUGUUCUAAGAAAUUCCAACUCUUUUUGUAUUUUUUUCACACUUUUGUUGCACGAACAAAUCUUCCAAA
Messenger RNA from Zeugodacus cucurbitae (melon fly), 1796 nucleotides. Its product is annotated as band 7 protein AGAP004871. The coding region runs from base 185 to 1153 and encodes 322 amino acids. The record is from RefSeq and is a predicted model, not a curated record. The transcript is spliced from 4 exons. Gene Ontology annotation, cellular component: plasma membrane. NCBI's taxonomy places the organism in Eukaryota, Metazoa, Arthropoda, Insecta, Diptera, Tephritidae.